AUGGUGUUCAGCUCCCUGUUGGCAUAUCUUGUGGCAGCCGCUCAGAUUGCUGCCGCCGUCAACUUCACCAUACCAAGCAGCGUGAAUGCGGACAGCCUCUCGUAUGCGCCUCUUGAGCCCGCCCCCGUCGGCUUGUCCUUCGAGUUCUUUACGUUUCCGUCGUACUUCGAUAACAUCACCGCAACACAGCAGUGUCUGUCCAACUUAAAGGACUUGACCGGCACUUGGCCUCCCAUCCGGAUCGGCGGUACUACUCAAGACAGAGCGUCGUAUGACGCAUCAUCGUCGGCAUAUGUCGUCUACUCGGUUUCGGACGCAGCGGAUGCGCCCUCGAAUCUCACGUUUGGUCCCAACUUCAUCAAGUUAGCCGCAACGUACGCCGGGAACGUCACCCUUGGCCUCAACAGAGGCAGAAACAACAUCAACAAUACAAUUUCAGCCGGCAAGGCCGCGGUACAGGAAAUGGCCAAUCUGUACGCCAUUGAGCUCGGAAACGAGCCUGAAUACUGGCAUGGAGUACAGCCCAUCGCGUCGGGUACAUGGAGCCCUGCUGCGGACGCAGAGUCUCAAGAUAGUUGGUCAAUUGCCUUCGGGGAUGCCAUUGGUAGGAAAAGCAUCAUACAGGCUGGAAACUCUAACAUCCCACCGCCGCAAUGGGGUGCCGAAGAGCUCAUCGGGAGCAGCAAUAGCACGGUCAGGGACUAUGUCAGAACUUACUCGCACCACAACUACCCCGGAGGCACAGUCACAAGCCUGAUGUCGCAUGCAAAUAUUGCAAGAAACAUCCACUUAUUUGAUGCCGAUAUUGCCAGCGCACUUGCAGUUCACAAGCCAUACGUCUUUGGAGAGACCAACUCAGUCGCGGGAGGCGGCGCAGCCAGUGUGUCUCCGACUUUCGGAGCAGCCCUCUGGGUCAUGGACUACUCUGUACGUCUUGCAGUCUCAAACGUCAGCAGGAGCUACUUCCACCAGGGGACGAUUGGCAAUAGCCCCUAUAGCUUUUUUGGAAGCUCUUCAAUAGGAACGCCUUAUGUCGGAGCCUACGCGGCAACUGCCUUCAUGGCGGGCGCUAAAUACUUAGCAGCCCUCGAUGACGGCACAUUGGCGUUUGCUGCGUAUGUCACAUUCGACAGUGAUGGCGCGCCCCUGCGUGCCUUGCUGUAUAACUCCAACUACUACAAUGGAUCAGGAAUUCGAAGUUCCGAGCUCUUUACCCUUAGUAAUUUGAGUGCAACGCUUGUUCAAUCUAAACGUAUCACUGCUGGGAGCGCAGAGGCGAGACAGGACCGCGGGGAUGCUGCUUUGUUUGGCCAGCAGCAUUUCAACAACAUAACGUGUACUAUUGGUGGCACAGAGACCUUCGAGAAGACAUUGGUCCUGGAAGGCCAGGCGGUGCUUGAAGUUGCUGCCAGCGAAGCUCUCUUGGUUUACCUCCAGUAG
Molecule: messenger RNA, 1440 nt
Organism: Colletotrichum graminicola M1.001
Lineage: Eukaryota; Fungi; Ascomycota; Sordariomycetes; Glomerellales; Glomerellaceae
Exons: 5
Coding region: 1-1440 (479 amino acids)
Source: RefSeq, a predicted model, not a curated record